AGAAACAAGAAAGAAUAUUGGUGGACUAAUUCACACUUGCUAUAUAUCCUCCUCCCUCGCAUUAUUAUUCUUAAAACUCCUAAACCCGCCACCCGCUCUCCGCCUUUAUCUCCCUCCUCCACUCCUGACUCCACCCACCUAUAAAAACAUUCACCACCACCUCUUACUCAUUUUCUAGUUUCCUCCAAUCCCAUAUUUUCUCUUAAUUACCAAUUCUUCCUCUUUUCUGGGUGUGGGGCUGGAGUAGUAUUCAAGCUAGCCAACCACCCAUGGAUCCUGCUGUUCCUGCCCUUGCACAACAACCCACCACCGCCGGAGGUGUUGACAAUGGUGCUUCAAUAUUAGAUCCCACCAACAAUAUCGUCAAAGGAAAACGUACAAAGCGUCAAAGGCUACAGUCCUCCUCUUCUAUUCCUUUCGCAAUUGUAUCUCACUCUUCCACCUCCUACAACGUUUUCAAUUCUUCUCCGGCGUCAUCUUCUGAUUUUCCAGCUGGUAGCACCACCACGGAAGACGAAGAUACGGCCAUGUGCCUCAUUCUCCUUUCCAAAGGUCAUAACGUGUUUCCGAGGAACAGUAAUGACGAAUUAUCCGGAUACAAGUUUAACAGCAAAAGAUAUAUACAAACAUCGACGGACGCCGCCCAUGGAUUCACCGGAAUGUAUGUUUACGAGUGCAAGACGUGUAGCCGGACGUUCCCAUCGUUUCAAGCUCUCGGAGGCCAUAGAGCCAGCCACAAAAAACCAAGAAUCAAUGAAUUAGAUAAAAGAAAACUGUCACCCUACACCGCAUUAUCCGAUGAGGAUGAACCAUUACUGCAAUUCCCUUCGAGGAAGAACAAUUCUUCUUCUUCCUCUUCCCUUUCGAUUCAAUUAAACCACCGGGUUUCAUCUCCGGGACACAGCAAGAAAUCGUCCACCAAGCUUCACGAAUGUUCAAUCUGUGGCACGGAAUUUAAUUCCGGACAAGCAUUGGGCGGCCACAUGAGGCGACACCGGGUGACUAAUGGCACCGCCACCGCCGUCACUGCCACCAACACCACGUUGUCUUUGAUUCCUUACAGCCCGGUUACAACCAUGGUGGCCGACGAUCAAGAUUAUCAAAUGUCCAGGAAUGAUGGUUUGUGUUUGGAUUUGGAUCUCAACCUUCCGGCACCACCGGAAACAGUCAUGGCUGCCGCAAAUCACGACCAACGCCGUGAAUCGAGCUUCAAAUUCACGGCCGAUCAGAACAAACAACAACACACCGUUCGUUUAUCUGCCGCCCCAACAUUGGUGGAUUGUCACUACUAACACAAAGGUGCAAAAAUCAUAUAUAUUUUCUUAAUUUUCUUUUUACAUUUUGUAUUUAAUCGAUUACACCAUUGAUCUUGUGAAGGUAAGAUGUGAAAUUGUUCAUCAUACCCACAAAUUACUAAUUCUUUU
Messenger RNA from Lactuca sativa (garden lettuce), 1424 nucleotides. RefSeq names its product zinc finger protein ZAT5. The record is from RefSeq and is a predicted model, not a curated record. Lineage: Eukaryota; Viridiplantae; Streptophyta; Magnoliopsida; Asterales; Asteraceae.